UAAGUGCUCAGACUCUCUUGGGUUUGUUUUGUUGUUUUGUUUUUUGUUCUCUUGAAGAUUGUGUUCUUACUGUUGUUUUAGCAGGACAUGGUACAAUUAAAUAACACUAUGAGCACCUGUCAGUCAAGAUUAAUGAAGAUAAACAGCUGUGACUACUAAAUUAAAAUCUCUGUAGGAGAGGAAUGGGAAAUGAUGCAGAACAGCAGUGGCAUUGGAAGAAAAGCAUGUUGAGAUGGACCUGAAGUGGAAUCCUGACAGAGUUUCUCAUCCAGGCUCAUCUGAAGACCAGGAAACUGAUUUGAAUUGGCAAGGCAACACAAAUCCCAGUCUGCUGAUUAAAGAUGAUGGAGAGCUGCUUAUGGAUGAACAUCUUUCCCCCAGGAAACUGAAAAUUUUGGCAGGGGUAGAUGAUCUGCAGCAAGUGAAGGCCCUAGAGAUGCGAGUAGACACCAGAGAGAUGAGCUUGGGAAACUUUGGUGUGCAUCUGCCUAAUCUGAGAGAACUGAAGUUGAACAAUAGCUUGCUUGUAUCUGUGAGGGAUCUUGGAACAUCAUUGUCCCACCUCCGUGUCCUGUGGAUGGCUCGGUGUGGGCUCUCAGAUUUAGAUGGGAUCUCUUCCUGCGGCUCUCUAAAAGAACUCUACAUUGCUUACAACAAUAUCUCUGACCUGAGCCAGCUGACCUGGCUGGAUCACCUGGAGGUUUUGGACCUGGAAGGGAACAAUAUUGAGGACAUCAACCAGGUGCAGUACCUGCGACUUUGUUGCAAGCUAAGCCACCUGACAGUGGAGGGCAACCUUAUUUGCCUGAAGCCAAAUGCAGAAUCUGCAGAGGACCCAGACUAUAAUUACAGAGCAGAAGUAAAAAAACUCAUUCCCCACCUGAAGUAUUUGGAUGGGAUACCAGCAAGCCAGACUACUCUCCUUCCUUCCAAGAAGGUGCAUGAAGAUUCUCUAAUCAUCAAGGAAUCCAUCAAGGAAGGUGGUUUAGCCAAAGACAUUUCAUGGUUAGAUCCGUAUCUGGGGGAAGUAGCAAAGCGGUCUGGAUGCAGCCCAAAACCCCCAACAAAUUCCAGACCUGGAAAUGUACAGUGUUCUGCUAAUGCAGGGAUUUCUAGUGAUGCCAGCCUCUUGGCCAGUGGCUGUCCUCUUCCAGAUCCCACUGUUUUUCCUGAUAAGCUGUUCACAAAAGACGACUCUAGUGAUUUGACACAUGGACUCUGUCAGGUUAUUUGUGGGAACCCCGCCAAGGCCCUUCAUGUGAGGAAGCAAAAGCUAGGUCCACCUGCUGUGAGCCCUUUGAAGCUGUCUGGUCUGACAACAGAAGAUCUUUCUGGCUCUGAAGGAGGAAGAGAUCUGCCUCAGGAAAAGGUGUCCUCUGACCUGGGAGCAUGGACAGAGCAGCACAGGGGGUGCCUGCAAACAGGUCAGCAAGAACAAGCCAGCCAAUCAUUGAAGGUGAAUAAAGGUGAAGACUGGAGCCUGACUGACAGCUUAGAAAAUGAGUCGAGGGAGGCCUGCGAUGAGGACCUCAUUGAAAAGAUUUCACUUGACCCUUCUUCCCACUCCUCCUCAGGUUCAUCACAGGCUCAGGAGGGUGCAGUGUUCUCCAACACAAAACGUUAUCUAAUUCCAUCCCCUCCAAAAAACCCUUCACCUGCCUCUGCAGUGGAUGUUGCAGCAAGACCCUGGAAAACAAGAAGUCAUAGGGGCAUAAAAAUACCCAGCCAAGAGGAGGACAGACAAUGUUCACAGAAAUGCCAGUCAAAGGCUCAUCAAGAGAAUUCAGCCCAGCCUCUGGGCAAAGAGCCUGCUCUCCUGGGCCUGCACAGCAUGAUGGCUGCCUCUGGAUCCCAAGGGCAGUGCCAGCCUGUGGGCUGCACCAGCCAGCCAAGGCCCAUUCCAGGACCAGCAGCCAUUGGGUCACCAAGGAUCAGGCCCAUCAUGGAUGAGAGCCCUUCUAAAGAGAUCAACCACCAGCAUCCAGCUGCCUGCUCAUCCACAAAAGCCUCGCAGAGGUUUAGGCCAAUGAAUUCUGCUUGGCCCCUGACUGCCACGUCCAUUCUGCAGUCAUUGCCACAUAAAUCCACUGCCACAAAAACAUCUCAGAACAGAAGUCCUCAGUCCUAGAAGGUACCCAGUUGCCAGCAUGUAUUGGAGCCAUGUACACAGUGCAGCCGUGAAGGAUCAAUGCUGUCUUGCAGCUUCUUCUGCAAGCUAAACACAGAGCAAUUCAAACAAUUAAUGUGAUUUGCCUCAAUUCAGGAUACAGCUGGUCCAGAAAUAUUUUAAGAGCAACCACUGAUCAACCAAUGAGCUAAUGAAUGUCUUAUUACAGAAAAA
Messenger RNA from Haemorhous mexicanus (house finch), 2341 nucleotides. It is a transcript of the gene LRRC56, whose product is annotated as leucine rich repeat containing 56. NCBI's taxonomy places the organism in Eukaryota, Metazoa, Chordata, Aves, Passeriformes, Fringillidae. Bases 233 to 2128 code for a protein of 631 amino acids. The record is from RefSeq and is a predicted model, not a curated record. Gene Ontology annotation, molecular function: protein binding. The transcript is spliced from 13 exons.